CAUGGCAACGCGUGCGGAGUUUGUCAUGGAGGCGAUGGAGGCCCUCUGACUUCAUGGAGUAAAGACUAUGCGUCUCAGCAAGGGCGCUGUUUGACGAGAAAGGAAGACGUGGCUAUCCAAUCCUCAGACCAGCAAAUAUAAUUUCAUACAAAAUAUGGUUCGGCUAACAUUGGAAUUAAUUGUCAAAAGCCUCAGCCAGAAGAACCGCCGUGACGAGUCCUUGGCCCAGCACCUGAGAAAAAUAACUCACCUCAAGCUAGCUAACAAAAAUAUAGAUAUAAUUGAUGACCUCUCUUUAUGUAAAAACAUUAAUGUUCUUUAUUUAUAUGACAACCAAAUCAAAGAAAUACAUAAUUUGGACUUUGCCUCAAACCUAAGACAUUUAUAUCUGCAGAACAAUUGUAUUACACGGAUUGAAAAUUUAGCAUCAUUAAGCAAACUGGAAAAAUUGUAUCUGGGUGGCAAUUACAUUACUGUAGUGGAAGGCUUAGAUACUUUAGAAGAGUUGAGGGAACUGCAUGUUGAAAGCCAGCAACUUCCCUUAGGAGAAAAGCUCCUAUUUGACCCAAGAAGUCUUCAGUCAUUGGCAAAGUCUUUAUCAGUUUUAAAUAUCUGCAAUAAUAAUAUAGACGAAAUGAGUGAUCUAGCAGUUCUGGAGAAUAUUUCCCACCUCAUAGCUGUUGACAACCAGAUUCAACAUAUAAAGGACCUGGAAUUUGUUCUGAGUGUAUGGACCAAGCUAUCCAAAAUAGAGCUGAGUGGGAAUCCUGUUUGCCAUAAACCUAAGUACCGGGACAGGGUCAUAUUGCAGUCAAAAUCACUUGAAUCUCUUGAUGGAAAAGAAAUAAAAGAAUUAGAAAGACAAUUCCUGAUGAAUUGGAAAGCAUCCAGAGAUGCCAGGAAGAAAAGCAAGACAGAAAGCACAGCAAAUGAACAAUCGUCGUUUUCACAUUUUGAUGAUAAUGACUCAGAACAUACCCAUUUUCCUGUGUACUACUUCCCAAUUCCUAAAGAAAAACCCAACUUUCCUGUUUUCACUGGAUCUCCUCACAAUAAAGAAUUCCAUCCGACAACCAAUGAAGAAAACAGAGUUGUAGAAAAAAUCAGCCAUUCAACCGUGAAGAAUUCUCAAAAUGUACAGAAAGAUCUAUUUGAACCUCAUUUGCUUAGACAAAUGCCUCUAUAAGCAUCAUCAUUUUGUGUCGUUAAAGAACAAAUGAGUACAUCAAAAUCUAUGAGAAAGAAACAUCUAAUCCAGUUGGAAGAGCUUUAUAUUUGCCUGCUGAAACCAAAAUAUCACUAACUGUAUUUCACUGUGAGCAUAACAUAUUUUCAUAAUACAAAAUAAUUAUUUUGAGUAAUAGUUCCAAUGUACCUGUAUAACUUUGUGGAUUUUUUUAAAGCUUCAGAUAAGCUGUGCAACAGACUUGUUUAUGAAUAAAGGUUCUGAUACUCACAUUUUUAUUUAAAUUACUGGUGAACUCUGAAUUUUAUCCACAAACAAAAUAUGAUGCUGACUGCUGUGGGGUAGUUUGAUAGAUCAGGGCAGCAUCCUGGAAAAAUGCACAUGACAUGGGUGGCUCCCUGAACAGAAAAAGAUACACUGCUACACUUUCAUACAGGGUCCGCUUAUAUCCGUG
Molecule: messenger RNA, 1640 nt
Organism: Anolis sagrei ordinatus
Lineage: Eukaryota; Metazoa; Chordata; Lepidosauria; Squamata; Anolidae
Gene: PPP1R42
Product: protein phosphatase 1 regulatory subunit 42
Molecular function (GO): protein binding
Source: RefSeq, a predicted model, not a curated record